Penicillium brasilianum is the source of this 7179-nucleotide messenger RNA. The record is from the annotation of a GenBank genome assembly. Lineage: Eukaryota; Fungi; Ascomycota; Eurotiomycetes; Eurotiales; Aspergillaceae.
GUGUAUUUAUUUGCUUUCCAUCCAGACUGUUUAGGGCGUUGCAUUUGAAGCGGAAUUGGGGGUUGGGAACUACAAUGCUCACUUCUUGAUCCGACUCAAACCCCGAAAAACAGAGGCCAUUGGGUCAUUUUCACACUCCCUGAGGCAGGGGCUCUAACGAUGCAGUGCUAUACCGAGCUGCUACCCCCAUCUGGGGUCACUCAUGCAUUGGCCGUCCCAUUUCUAUCUGCCACGGCCAAAAAUUUGAUCGUGGUACGAUCCUCUCUCUUGCAGGUCUUUUCUCUCUCAGCUCCUGCUCAACGGCUGGCAGAGAAUGCCGAGACCCACCCAACAACAUCACCUCACCCACCAGGGACGAAGCUCAUUCUCGAGAAAGAAUAUUCACUGCCAGGAACGGUGACAGACCUGAGCAGAGUGAAAAUCUUGAACCCCAAGAGCGGAGGCGAAGCUAUCCUCGUUGCCGUCCGCAAUGCCAAACUUAGCUUGAUUGAGUGGGAUCCCGAGCGCCAUGGAAUUUCCACCAUCUCUAUUCAUUAUUACGAGCGAGAUGACUUGACCCGAAGCCCCUGGGUGCCAGACCUGAGCAAUUGUGGCAGCAUUCUCAGCGUGGAUCCUAGCAGUCGGUGUGCCGUAUUCAACUUCGGGGUCCGUAACCUCGCCAUCUUACCCUUUCAUCAAGCAGGAGACGACCUGGUUAUGGAUGACUAUGACUCGGAUCUUGAUGGUAAACGGCCAGAUCAGAUCUCGGGAGCUGGCGCAGAUGCCGGGAAAGCCAAAGACGGCACGGCAUACGGAACACCCUAUGCUCCCUCCUUUGUGCUGCCAUUGACAGCCUUGGACCCUUCCUUACUGCACCCUGUUAGUCUUGCUUUUCUUUACGAGUAUAGGGAGCCAACAUUUGGUAUCUUGUACUCCCAAGUGGCAACCUCCACUGCUUUGGUUCAUGAGCGAAAGGACGUCAUGUUCUACACUGUUUUCACAUUAGAUCUCGAACAAAAAGCGUCAACGACCCUUUUGUCAGUCUCACGGCUACCAAGUGACUUGUUCAAAGUGGUCGCACUCCCACCUCCCGUGGGAGGAGCCAUGCUUAUCGGUGCCAACGAGAUAGUGCACGUUGACCAGGCCGGCAAGACUAACGCGGUGGGAGUGAACGAGUUUUCCCGACAAAUGUCCUCGUUUUCAAUGAGCGACCAAUCCGACCUGGCCCUCCGCUUGGAAGGUUGUGUUGUAGAGCGACUCGGCGGUAAUAGCGGCGAUCUAAUACUCGCUCUUGCGUCAGGAAACAUGGCGUUGAUCAGAUUCAAGUUGGAUGGACGAUCCGUGUCAGGAAUGACGAUCCAUCUCCUACCAGCACAGGCAGGCGGAAAUCUCUUGAAGUCGGCUGCUUCCUGCUCGACAUGCUUUGGGGACGGCAACGUCUUUAUUGGCAGUGAAGAAGCAGACUCUGUUCUUCUAGAGUGGUCCCACUCGUCGGCCGCUUCCAAGAAAAAGCUCUUGGCCAAUGGGGAAGAUGGCAUUUUCGAUGAUGACCCGAUGGAUGAUGAUGAUGUAUAUGAAGAUGAUCUAUACUCGACGGCGCCGGACACACGCACGACUUCUGGAAGUUCAACUGCCGAUCUCUACAAUAUCCGGUUGAACGAUAAACUAUCUUCCAUCGGGCCCUUGCGAGAUAUCACACUGGGUAAACCCUCAAAAGCUUUCAAGGGCGAGGACCAGUCCGACAGCGAGGGUGUCUCUGCGGAUUUAGAGCUGGUUGCAUCGCAGGGAUCGGGCAGAGCUGGGGGCCUGGUCGUUAUCAAGCGAGAGAUUGAUCCUCAGAUCGCCUUAACCAUCAAGGUGGACGAUGCUGAUGGAGUAUGGUCGGCUACCAUAACCCAGGGAAAGAGAGGCGGUCAGCCAAAUGCAGCUGAAUCGGCGGAAACCCCCUCUCGCCAUUAUGUGAUUGUCUCUCGGCCAUCAAAAGCGGAAAGAGAAGUCUCCGAAGUUCUGACAGUCGAGGACCAAGAAUUAAAGCCCUAUAAAGCCUCUGAAUUCAAUCCCAACGAAGACCGCACUGUUGAUAUUGGCCCGCUCGCAGGUAGUACUCGCCUUGUGCAGGUUCUUCGAAAUGAAGUUCGAAGUUAUGAUAUUGACUUGGGAUUGGCUCAGAUCUAUCCCGUAUGGGACGAGGACACCGAUAAAGAGCGGCUGGCAGUCAGCGCGAGCUUUGCGGAUCCCUAUCUCGGGAUACUUCGAGAUGAUUCCUCUCUUUUACUUCUUCAAGCAGACGAUAGCGGAGACCUCGAUGAAAUUUCUCUUCCAGACGAACUAUCUAGUCUCAAGUGGCGCUCUGCUAGUCUUUAUCAAGACAACGAUCAAGUAUUUAGCUCAAAAUCAGCCGAUACUGCCGAUGGCAACAUCAUUUUAUUCCUGUUGAGCACCGACUACAAGCUUUCGAUUGUCAACCUCGCAGACAUGAAACUGCUGUCGAUCAUCGAUGGCGUCGACUGCUUGCAGGCUGUGUUAUCGACUGAGCCUCCUCGGCGAUCCAACACCAGAGAACCCCUGAAAGAAGCACUCGUUGCCGACCUUGGCGAUCGAUGGACUACAUCGCCCUACUUGAUCGUCCGAACGGAAAAUGACGAGCUCAUUAUUUACAAGCCGAUUUUGACGCAGGCUGAAGGCGAAUCCCCGAACAGUCUACGGUUCUACAGAGAGUCUAAUUAUGGUUUGUCUAAUGCGGCUUCAGCUGCCACCCCGGCGUUAGAUCUGCAACAACGAUCGCAGCCUCUGCGAGUCUUGCCAAAUGUUUCGGGAUUCAGCACCGUCUUCAUGCCCGGAAGUUCCGCAGGAUUUAUUCUGCGAACUGCAGCAAGCUCCCCCCAUCUCGUGCGCCUUCGCGGCGAAUUCACCCAAUGGCUAAGUGGAUUUGAUUCGGCUGCCGCUGGCUGCGAAAAUGGAUUCAUCUACGUUGAUUCCGAAAGUAACAUCCGAGCCUGUCAAUUCCCUCCGAACACCCAAUUCGACCACCCGUGGACUCUGCGCAAGAUCCCAUUGGACGAGCAAGUCGACUACCUCACAUACUCAACCUCAUCUGAGACCUACGUUGUCGGUACCAGUCACAAUGUAGAGUUCAUGCUGCCGGAUAAUGACGAGUUGCACCCGGAAUGGCGUAACGAAGGAAUUACCUUUUGCCCAGAGGUUCCGCAGAGCUCGAUCAAGGUCAUCAACCCAAAGACCUGGACCGUCAUCGACGAGUAUGAGCUGGAAGUUGCGGAGCAUGUGAUGGCUGUGCAGAAUGUGAACAUGGAAGUUUCGGAGAAUACACACGAACGAAAGGAUCUGAUCGUUGUCGGCACAGCGGUCACCAAGGGCGAAGAUGUUCCCUCGCGGGGGUGCAUCUACGUCUUCGACGUGAUCGACGUGGUUCCGGACCCAGAGAAGCCCGAGACAGGACGUAAGCUCAAGCUGGUCGGCAAGGAGACGGUGAAGGGUGCAGUGACAGCGCUUUCCGGGAUCGGCGGACAGGGCUUUGUGAUCGUUGCGCAGGGCCAAAAAUGCAUGGUACGCGGUCUGAAAGAAGAUGGCAGUCUUCUACCCGUGGCAUUCAUGGACAUGUCAUGCUACGUGUCCGUCGCGAAGGAGCUCAAGGGCACUGGAAUGUGUCUACUGGGCGAUGCGGUCAAGGGGAUUUGGUUUGCAGGGUACUCGGAGGAACCCUACAAGAUGUCACUCUUCGGCAAAGACCUCGAGUACUUGGAGGUCGUGACGGCCGAAUUCCUCCCCGACGGAAGCAAAUUGUACAUGCUGGUCGCUGACAGUGAUUGCAACCUACAUGUGCUGCAGUACGACCCAGAAGACCCCAAGUCCUCCAACGGCGAUCGCCUGUUACACCGCAGCAAAUUCUAUACCGGCAACUUCGCCUCACAAAUGGCCCUUCUCCCCCGCACAGCCGUGCCCUCCGAACUAAUCUCCGCAUCAGACGACGACAUGGACGUCGACAACGUCCUAGCAACGCAACAAGUCCUCAUCGCCUCGCAGAACGGAUCUUUAGCGCUGGUAACCAGCGUAUCAGAAGAGUCAUACCGACGGCUCUCGGCGCUUCAGUCCCAAUUAACCACUACGAUCGAACACCCCGGUGGCCUGAACCCGCGAGCCUUCCGGGCCGUGGAGAGUGACGGGACGGGUGGGCGGGGUAUGGUGGAUGGGAAUUUGUUGAGACAGUGGCUGGAUCUGGGGAAGCAGCGCCAGGCGGAGAUCGCGGGGCGGGUCGGGGCGACGGAGUGGGAGAUUCGGGCCGAUUUGGAGACUAUUGGCGGAGAUGGGUUGGGGUAUUUGUGAAAAAAAGAGAGGGUUGGUAGAUAGUGAGUGGGGGUGGACUGAUCAUCUAUUAGUCUGAAUGGAGAGGAUUGCAAAGGUCCCAAAAUGAAGCGGAAAGAAGCUGAAAGCCUUUUGUAUUCGAACUAUUUUCGUGUAGGAGAAUCAAUAUCCCGACUCAAAACUGAAGACACCGCCGAGGGAUCUAUGAAAGAUGAAGAGAAGGCAAUGAAUGAGAACGUAGAAUAUUUCAUCACAGAUGAUAUUUGGCAAGUAUAGUUAUAAGAAACCCCCCGGUAUGCCAGAAAGAUAGGAGUGGCAGAAUAUUGGCUCCAUAGCCAGAACCAGGAAGGGAUCUCGCGCAGUCAAUCGCAGCGUAAAAUCAUGACAAGAUGGGAUAUAACCAGAACCAGGACCGGGACCGAGCAUGUCAAAAAGAGAAGAAAAAAAAACGAAACCAAAGAGAAGAGGAAGUGUGCAGAUGAGUCCAGGCCAGUAGACCAGACCUAUCAACUCGACUCGACGCGGGUCCCCCGGGGUGUAGAUUGCCCUCGAGAGAGGACGAGGAAGCAAUACUAGUGACUGAGAAGGCAUUGCAGAGCAAUGCCAUGCCAGUAGUGAUCGUUCAACCCUCGUAUCAAGCCUGAACAUCCAAGAAAAAGAUAAAACAAGACAGAAAAAAGAAAACUCCAGCACACGCCACAACUCGCCAUUUUGCACCACAUGACCCGCAAUAAUCCGACACCAAGAGCAAAGUAGUAGACGAAAAAACAAAAUUCCAAUCCACCGAGUUUCCCAGAACCAGAAGUCCAUACGCAACGCAUAGCGUUACGAUCCCAAAAUAAUCAAAGAACACAGAAUCCCCAGCACGGGGAAAAGAAACAGAACAGGCUUUCCCUCUCAUCCAAAAAUCAAGGGUCAAGCUUUCUAAAUAGGAGACUUGAUAUAGGAGUGGUGAGACAUCAAAACUCCCAUCCUAAAAUGUGCAAAUGCAGAUGCGAAAACCGAGAUGGUAGGAUCAAACCCCAAACAACGCAGAGACCCUCAAAACUAGAGGGAAAACCCCUCGAAAUUCCAACAAAAUAUAAGAGAACAAAAAAAAAAAAGAAAAACGCCGACCGAGCGCCAUUCCAAUAAAGAGGGAGAUUCGUUUUUCAAAAGACGUCCUCGGCGGCGAAAUAGCGUUUGCUACGGCCCCUAGAGCCUGCAACGAACUUCAUCUCGGGCAUAUUCGUAUGAUGAACAACGUGAGGUCGAUAGACAGCGUCGACGGGAGCUUGCCAGUCAUCCAAACCGAGAGGGAAGUAUUCGUACAGGAAGUCGGUGCCUUCAUUGGGGAAGGGCAAAGACGAGACGAACUGCUGAGGAAGAUUGGCGGUCUCUAUGAGCGGCAGAGACGAGCUGGCACUUCGCGAGGAGGUCUGCGGAAUACCGUGGGACAUCUUGCGCAUCUUGGCCGGAGGCUGAGCGGAAUGAUCCAUGCUUAUCGACCGUUGUUGGGGUAUCUCGUUGGCAUAGGAUUGCAUGAUCUUCUGGUCGAGGUGAAGACCGUUGUCGUGGCUUCCAUCGUCUUCAUCCAGCAGAGACAGAUUAAUCGGCGCCGCUGCUGCAGCCGUCGUACCACUAACGCGGCGCUGCGGAUCGGCCGCCUGGGAGAGUUGCUCUGGGCUGGAGUGAGGGAAGAGAGGCUGGUGAUGACCGUGGGACAUGACGGCAUUGGAGCUAGAUUGAGGAAUAGGUGUCCAAUCGGUCGUGGCAUGUGAUUGUUGCAUCAUGGAUGGAGGCGGGACGGAGGUCGUUUCGGGGGAGCUACUCUGGACCGUGCCAGAGGGUGCCUUGUUCUUUGCCGGGGUUACGCUGGCGCGACGGGGCAAGGACUCGCUAGUAGGGGUGCGGUUGAGCGCAGCCGCCGAGUUGGCCUGAUUCUUGCGAGAUGCGGCGGCACUGCCGCUCAGGGGGAGAUCCUUGCGAGACUGGAAGUUGCGUGGACUGCGGCCACGAACGAUGACGGGUCCUGAUUGCACCUCGGAGAUGGGGAUCUUGGCUCCCGUGGAUAACGUCGCAACCACCUUGAGCCGUACGACAAAAUGUUGCUGCAGUUCCUUACGGCGUCCGUUAUUAGCAGUCGCGACGCGGAACUGCAAACGCUUCCAAGCGAUUGGGAAGGUGGCAUAGUCGGUGUCCAGGUCCUGGCCGGCCAUGAUAUCAAGUGGGAUUGGCGGGGGUUCCUUCUCCACCUUAGCUGCACCACUUGGGUUGCUUUCCUCGAGAGCGGUACCUGAGUUGGCAGCGGCAGCGGAGGGAGUCUUCCAGGGAACGGAAAUGAUCUUUACGGGGUUUCCUUCGACCGACUCCGUCGCGGAGACGGUCAGUUCUUGGGCCAGAAUGGGAAUCCGAUCGCCCUGAUCCGUCAUGAUAUAGCGCAUGCCUCGGGGCAGGGUGACCGAGCCGGUAAUUUGGAAGAGAUUACGCCGAUAACACGUCAAUUCAGCACCUUGUUGGGGCGGGGCAUUCUCGGACGGAGAAGUGGUGUACGGAGACUCGGCCAAGAAGAACAUGCCAUGUAGCUGGGCGGAGACCGAGAGAGAGGCCCGGCGCAUGGAGUAGUCGAGCAAGGUAAAGUGGUAGACGGGGAUGGAGAAGCUCAAUAGCUUGUUGUUGUGGUCGAUUGACGAGUCCUGCUGCUGCUCUGGAGGUACUGGGUCGAAAGGAGCGACCAUAUCUGUGAAGGGGUCGUCAUAUCCGGAUGGGAAGCGCUUUAAUGAGUGUGAUAGGCUAUUUUGAGUGAAUGCCAGGUCGUCGCUGUUAUUGCGGGAUUUAGGAUUAGUUUCUCGAGGGACAUCACUCUUAAAUAAGGCUAUAGUAGAAAAAAAAAAAAAACAA